AUGCCUCCCAGUACUGCCAACACAGACACCUCCUCCCCCAGCACCACACCCCCCCUUUUCCCCGCCGAAGUCGAACACGUCAUCUACGACAGCUUUCUCUCUUUCGACCCCUCUUGCACUCUCGCCCGCACGCUCACCCUCGCCAAAUUGUCGAAAUCGCACCAUAAAUCGUUCAUCCCUCCCCUAUACAAACGCAUCGUAGUAUCAGACAAGGCCAUCGAGAGGGGCUUGUUCGAGGGUCUUUCUGCGCGGCCAGCUAGUGGAACAGAGGUCGUGCGGGCGGAAGGCGGGCCUCUGGGCAGCAAACGGGACCUACUCGAGCACUGCGAAUCGCUGGUCUUCGCCACCUUGGCCGCCAGAGACGCUACCGCCGAAGUCGUAGAGCUAUGGAACGGCGUGAUGACGGCCGAGCGCUACGAGGCAGGUGGCCUACCCGACACCCCUGGCAUCUUCAACAACGUCGCGCAUAUAGCCUUCGAGUCCGACUGUCUGGAGCAGUACGCAAUAGGCAAGCUGGAUCUGCUGUUUCGUCAGCAGGCUCCUGCGAUAAAACGACAUCCCUGGCCUCUCAAAAAUUUGUCCCAUAUCUGUUUUCGACUGCCUUAUCCAUCCCUCCCGUCCGAAUACGAACAAUACCUUGAGUCACUCUACCACCUUGCCUCGUACUUUGCUCCGGGGGUAAAUGACACGGUCGGCAAUGUGACACGUUUCCAAAACCAUGAUAUGUCUGAGGACAGCAUUUCGAGCAUCAACUAUGUCAAUUGGGGGGAGACGAUGAUUGUCGAUAUGCUGCCUCUAGAGCAUUCAGAGGAUAGUGGUGGUGUGGAAGGGUACGGCCGUCACGUGGAACUGAUAUAUACGUACUGUAAAAAAUCCUUCUGGAUCUGGGGGCAAUUCGGAAAGAAAUGCCCCGAAGAUCUCCCGAAAGCCUUGAUCCUCACCAAUUUCGGCACAACCGUCUCCCGUGAUGGCAAUUUCCACUAUAUCUCUCCCAACAAACAAAAGGCGAUUCUUCAAAAAGCUCAAAAAGAUAUCAGAACACGCCUACAGUCGGUUGCCGCAUCCGAAAACUUAGAUACUGGAGUGGUGGAUAAGAUCUUCAUACGAGGUCACGAAGAGUGCGAGUUCUGCGGGGACGUCGCUCCCAGGGAGUACGAAUUUUGGGAUUGGUAGGCUUAUUAUUGAAGCUCCAUUCUUGUUUACGAUCUCUCCAUCACUUUCUUCAUAUCUUCAUUGGCCGGACCCCUAUUGUCUAUCACGUCGGCUUUCCAACUUUCGGGUCGCCCUUCUCUUUUGUUUCUAGACCAUUACCCAGACAUCAAUGAACAUCUCGCCCUGUUGUGCUGCAAUUAUGUUCGUGCAAGUCGAGGUGGGUGGAUGUAAUGUCGUUCAUCAAAAGCCGUAUAUGAAAUCCAUUUUCAAAGAGACUGGAAGAUUACAGUACGCAGGAAGAGUCAAUUCUGUCAUCGCAACAACAUUCUUGACGAAUGCGUAUACUUCAUUCAGGCAUACAUACACCUGCUGCUGUCGGCUUUGCUCCUCUCGUCAGCUGUCUCUCUGCCAAG
Cryptococcus amylolentus CBS 6039 is the source of this 1565-nucleotide messenger RNA. RefSeq lists its product as hypothetical. The coding region runs from base 1 to 1173 and encodes 390 amino acids. Lineage: Eukaryota; Fungi; Basidiomycota; Tremellomycetes; Tremellales; Cryptococcaceae. The transcript has 4 exons. The record is from RefSeq and is a predicted model, not a curated record.